AUGAGUUUUCAACUCUCACGUGAACAAUUUCGCACUAUGAUUUUAUAUGAUUGGAAAAUUGGCUUAACAUACAAGGAUAGCCAUGCCCGUUUGGUGCAAGCAUGGGGGAAGCAAGCACCUUCUGAUCACACAGUCUUCAAUUGGUUUCGUGAAUUUCAACGCGAUAAUUUUAGUGUUCAAGAUGCUCCACGUUCAGGUCGUCCUUCAACAUCUGUUAAUGAACAAACAAUUGAUGCUGUACGAAAAAUAAUUGAAGAUGAUCCUCAUUCGACGUAUCAGCAAAUAGAAAAUAUAUUGGGUAUCAGUUCCACAGCAAAUAAUUCGAUUAUUCAUGAUUAUUUAAAUCUAAAAUUCUACCAUUAUGAUCCCGAAUUAAAAGAACAACCAAAAGUUUGGAUGUCAACAACUGAUCCACGUCCAACCAAAAUUCAUCGAACCAAAAGUGCCGGGAAAAGAAUGGCGGCUAUUUUUUUCAUGAAAUCCGGUCUAAUUAAGUCUGUUCCAUUAGAAACAGGUACAACAGUGAACGCAAGCUGGUAUGUCAAUACAUGCUUACCACAAGUUUUCAAAGCUGUAUCUGAACGAAGAGAAACACGAGGUCUUCGAGGUCUCAUCUUUCAUGACGAUAAUGCAAGGCCGCAUCGAGCUUGGAUUACGAACGAAUUUUUGCUGGAAAAUCAUGUAGAACAGUAUCCAAAUCCACCAUAUUCUCCAGAUUUAAGUCCUUAUGGCUUCUUCUUUUUCCCGAAGCUCAAGAAUCAGUUACGUGGUAUUCGGUUUAACGACGACAACGAAAUGUUAACUGCUUUACAACAAGCCAUUGACAGUCUCACGAAAGAAGACUGGUUUAUUCGAAUGCAUAAAUGCAUUGAUACUGAAGGACAGUACUUUGAAAAAAUUAAUUAA
Messenger RNA from Rotaria sordida, 906 nucleotides. NCBI's taxonomy places the organism in Eukaryota, Metazoa, Rotifera, Eurotatoria, Philodinida, Philodinidae. The record is from the annotation of a GenBank genome assembly.